AUGGAGUCCCCCGUUCUCAAGAGCGAGGACUCUCUCGGCUGUCGCCCGCGAUUCCGUCGCUGGUGCCAAAGCCGCCGCUGCCAGCUGUGGCGGCUGCUGCUGCUACCCUUCAUACCGAUCCUGGCGCUGAUCAUCCAGACCACUUUAUCACUGAACAGCAGCCUGACUAAUGGGCUAGAGGUUGCUGAUGUGGAGGAACAGGUUAGCAGAGCAACAGAGCUUGGUAAAUUGGUGACAAGGCUGCAGCAAGAGAGAUCUGAGGUGGCUUUCUUCAUCUUCACCAACGGGAGUACCCUAAGAUCGAACUUAACCCAGCGCUUUGCAGCGACGGAUAGUGCUUUGGAUCAGAUGGGAGAACUACCAAACCUUGUGUUCAAGAAUCGGGCGAAAUCUAUCAACGGAAGUGUCUUUUUGCGAGAAUUAUCUGCUUUAAGGGCCAAGAUCAAUCCGGGUACGUCCAUGUCAGAGGUCGUGGAAUGGUACACCAACGCGAACGCUGCCUUACUGACUCACCUCACUAAAGAAAUAAAGGACACUGACAGCAGUACUAUAUGGAGCGUGAGUCCAUAUCUAGUAGGAUUCAAGAACCUUCUCCGGAGUAUAGAGUGUAAAGGCAUAGCAUCAGUGCUUGGUAUAAAUUACUUCGCAUGGGGAUACCUGCAGGCCAGAGCUCAUGAAAGGUACAUCACUCACAUGGUCCUCGGCCGAGACCUCUUGGACAACACUUUGAACCUGGUGCCAGCAUUGAUCCCUCUGCACAAGGAUAUAAAAGAAGACAGUCCAGAGUACCAGGUUCUGGAAAGGAAAAACCAGCAAAUAGUUGACAACAAGCAGCGGGCAGGCAGCGUCACAGAUGCCAUAGAAUACUUCGACCAGACUGCCACGUUGCUGUUCAAACUACGCGCGGUGCAGAAGCAGCUGCGAGAGUAUAUACGAAAUGGCGUCAAUGAGAGUUUACGAAAUGCGCGCCAAAGCGAAGCUGUGUGUGCCGCCAUCUUGGUCCUCGUGUGCGUGAUAUCUCCCAUAAUCAUAGUACUGGUUAGGAAUGCAGUCAAUACCAUACAGGUGUACGCAAGAAAUCUGUCAGAGAAAGCAAGAGAAUUGGAGUACGAGAAGGAAUUGAGCGACUCUCUUCUCUACCAGAUGUUGCCCGCCAGUGUGGCGAAACAGUUGAAACAAACACAACAGGUCCCAGCAGAGUUUUUCGCAUCAGUCACUGUAUAUUUCAGCGAUAUAGUUGGCUUCACUGCAAUCGCCGCUGUCUCCACGCCCUAUCAGGUUAUUAGCUUUUUGAACUCAGUGUACAAGUUAUUCGAUGAAAGAAUAGAAUGCUACGAUGUUUAUAAAAUAGAAACCAUCGGAGACUCGUAUAUGGUCGCGUCAGGGCUGCCAGUGAGGAACGGCAAUAGACACGCGACAGAAAUAGCAAGUAUGGCACUAGAAUUACUGGAAGCUACGUCCAUAUGUCGACUACCGCAUCGCCCCGAACAGACUCUCUACAUGCGGAGUGGUAUUCACACGGGGCCCUGUGUGGCCGGUAUCGUGGGUACCAAAAUGCCGAGGUACUGUCUUUUCGGAGACACCAUCAACACAGCUAGCAGAAUGGAGAGCACUGGGGAACCAAUGAAGAUUCAAAUAUCGGAAGACGUCAAACGAGCGCUAGACAGAACCGGCUAUUUCAUCACAACUCCGCGAGGAAUGGUGGAUGUCAAGGGUAAAGGUGAAAUGAUGACCUUCUGGUUGGAAGGCAGGACCGGACCAUCGCCGGCACGACCGAGCGCGCCUCUCGACUGCACCCCAACCUUCCUAGAACGGAUCCAUUCUCAGGGGCGGACGUCACCCCGAUACCAAUGCAACUGCUAG
Molecule: messenger RNA, 1863 nt
Organism: Zerene cesonia (dogface butterfly)
Lineage: Eukaryota; Metazoa; Arthropoda; Insecta; Lepidoptera; Pieridae
Product: receptor-type guanylate cyclase gcy-1
Exons: 17
Coding region: 1-1863 (620 amino acids)
Biological process (GO): receptor guanylyl cyclase signaling pathway; cGMP biosynthetic process; intracellular signal transduction
Molecular function (GO): guanylate cyclase activity; peptide receptor activity
Source: RefSeq, a predicted model, not a curated record